GUUUGUGGUUCUUCUGUGCCAGGGUCAUCUUUAGCCUAGGCUUUAUGGUCCGAUGAGUUCUCCAGUUCAUUACUUGCGUCUUUAUCAGUUUUGCUGGCUUUUAUUCGUGUUGUUAAUUAUAGGCCACCUCAAACCUGAUUUGGUAUACAUUAUUAAACAAUAUUCACUAUAAUUUAGUGUCAAAGGUGCUUUGUUAAAUUGUUGGAAUUGAUCAUUCCUGUAAUAGCUUGCAUGGUACACAGACUGCCCCGUUGCCCAAUUUUCUAGAUAAACCACUUUUCAAAAAUUGGUAACACAUAUUACAAGUAGGGUAAACAAAUUAACAUUGUGAUGCUAUCUGAAUGUAUUUUAAUAGUGAGGGAACAUAUCCACGGUAAAAAAAAAUGCUGCCUGGCAAGAGAACCAGCAUCAUCAAAACAAGGUAAAAGAUAAAAAGUAAUGAGAAGUUGAGGGGAAAUGUAUAUCUGAAUGUAGGCAGUAGAUAAAAUCGUUCUUUGUCUCACAUCUAACAGUGCUCUGCAGAAAACGUAAUGGUUGCACAAACUUUUUUUUUAAACUUGUCAGCAAAGCCUCAGAUAUAAAUGUCAAAGUGAUGAUUGCUGUUCCUUCUCAGGAGAAAUAGCCCAGGGUGGACUCCUUACCCUCUCCCUAGUUGCCGUGGAAACAUUCUGGUGACUUCAUCACAGGUAGAGUGUUUGGAGGUUCUUCAGCCCACCUCGGAAGGUGGGAGCCUAACUCAUUCCGAGAGGAGUUACGGAUGUGAACUGUGGCCAAUUUUUCUUCCCUUUAGCUCAGUGCAUCCUUGCCAUUAACAGACUUUUGAAUCUAAGUAAAAUGUCUUUGAAACAUCAGUGGAAUAUGAUCAAGCUGUCUGAGGAAGGAUUACGGGACAGCCAGUACAGUCCCCACGAUCAAAUUGCCCUUAAAAACCUCCAGUCUGAUGUUCCAGAGAGGAGAUCUGACUUCACCGAGGGGACUCUGGCAUCUCAGAAUACAAAGAUGAUUUCAUCCAUAGUCAUUUCACAGCUGAUUGAUGAGAAUAAAUCAAAAGAAAAUGGGGCCGCGUUGCCUAUGCCGUGUGCAUGUCCCAUGAAGCCGUCUCUGGCUAAUCGCAGCAGAGUCACCAUUAACAGGGCCCUCGAGUUCCUUCCCGGAGGACUGGGAAUUCAGACCCCGGCGGGGGAGCCAGGACUCAAGACCAAGCCACCGCCCAAGGAGGAGAAGCCAUGCAGCGGCUCCCAGAAGGGCUUUGCAUCCAUCACCAUCACGGCCAGGCGUGUGGGUGCCCCUGCCAGCACCCUGGUGUGGGAGGCUGUUGGGGACCCACUCUGCGUCAAGUGCAGGGCCCGGGACGCCCUGCUUGGGGACCCCUCUGCUCUGGCCGGCAGGGCCGAUCCAAGUCAGCAGCACGGACCUUUCACCUGUACAGAGUUCUCCAGAAACAGCUGCGUGAUGGGGCUGAAGGUCCCCGAGGCCCAUGCACAGCUGUGUGAGGGACAUGGGUACUGGAUCACCAACGUGGACCACGGGGAGGAUCAUUUUUCUCCAGGCACCUUGCGGUCACGGGCAGGAAAGAGCCCGCUGUUGUUCAGCUCGUGUGUCCAUCUCAGGGUGUCCCAGUCGUGUCCCAAUCCCAUCUACUCUCUGGACAGGUCCCUGUCGGUCCCUGUGGAGCCACCUCGGCUUGCUGGCCCGAAGACGCACAGAUCCGUCCUGUCCCUCAACCUGAGCUGCAGUGCACACAGGCUGACACCAGAUGGCGGAGACGACACAGAGAUCAGAGAGCCUAGACGCGGAGCCCUGAGGCCCGCGCUCCGGGAGGGAGACGAGGACCUCCUUGGCCCACGCUGGAACCUGGGUUUGCAAGGAAGUUUCUCGAAGGAAAACCCAUCGUUGGGGCAGGUGCAUUUCGGGAACUUGGGGACUGGCAGGUGUCCUUGGAGAGGCUCUCCUCCUUUGGAAAAUGCAGAGGUGGGAAGUAACCAGAUCACCGUGAGAAAACGGAAGGAGGACCAGGCGGCUCAUUGUCCCGCCCGUGGUCACGAUCAGGCCCACCAACUGUCCAUUCACAUCCCGGGCUGGAGUUACACAGCAGAAGACCCUGCUCGGCUCUCUCAGUCAGCUCCCACCCAUCGGGCUCAUCCACUGUUGGGUCACUGGACUUCUCAGAAGAGGCGGCAACCCCUCAGCUGA
Messenger RNA from Odocoileus virginianus texanus, 2193 nucleotides. NCBI's taxonomy places the organism in Eukaryota, Metazoa, Chordata, Mammalia, Artiodactyla, Cervidae. The record is from RefSeq and is a predicted model, not a curated record.